AGGGCCCGCGGACCCGGGCGCCCGCAGUGUCACUGGGCCGGCGGGACGCUGUUUGCGGCUGGGACUGGCCAGGAACGUCGGCAGCGGUGUAGAGCCCGGGACACUUGGGUAGCCCACGGGGCAUCUUUGUCCCUCGCUCCCACCCCCUCCCCCGGGUCGGGGGAGGCGGCGUGUCCGGCGGAGGGUUGUGAGGCGCGGGGCAGGGCUGGAGCGCCAUGAGCAGCCCGGAUGCGGGGUACGCCAGUGACGACCAGAGCCAGACCCGCAGCGCGCUGCCCGCGGUGAUGGCCGGGCUGGGCGCCUGCCCCUGGGCCGAGUCGCUGAGCCCCCUUGGGGACAUGAAGGUGAAGGGCGAGGCGGUGGCGAACAGCGGGGCGCCGGCUGGGCCGGCGGGCCGAGCCAAGGGCGAGUCUCGCAUCCGGCGGCCGAUGAACGCUUUCAUGGUGUGGGCCAAGGACGAGCGCAAGCGCCUGGCGCAGCAGAACCCCGACCUGCACAACGCGGAGUUGAGCAAGAUGCUGGGUAAGUCGUGGAAAGCGCUGACUCUGGCAGAGAAGCGGCCCUUCGUGGAGGAGGCCGAGCGGCUGCGCGUGCAGCACAUGCAGGACCACCCCAACUACAAAUACCGGCCGCGGAGGCGCAAGCAGGUGAAGCGACUGAAGCGGGUGGAGGGCGGCUUCUUGCACGGCCUCGCCGAGCCACAGGCCGCCACGCUGGGCCCCGAGGGCGGCCGCGUGGCCAUGGAUGGCCUGGGCCUGCCCUUCCCCGAGCAGGGCUUCCCUGCCGGCCCGCCGUUGCUGCCCCCGCACAUGGGCGGCCACUACCGCGACUGCCAGGGACUGGGCGCGCCUCCGCUCGACGGCUACCCGCUGCCCACGCCGGACACGUCCCCGCUGGACGGCGUGGAGCCGGAUCCCGCCUUCUUCGCCGCGCCGAUGCCCGGGGACUGCCCAGCGGCCGGCCCCUACAGCUACCCACAGGCCUCGGACUACGCGGGGCCCCCGGAGCCGCCAGUCGGCCCCAUGCACUCCCGUCUAGGCCUGGAACAGGCGGGCCCUGCAAUGCCGGGCCACGUGGCGCCCUCCAGCGCCCUGCAGCUGUACUACAACGCGAUUAGCUCACCGGCGGCGGGCGGCGGGCGCGGCUUCCCCAUGCAGCCGCAGCAGCACCCACCCGGCCCCGGGCAGCCGUCGCCCCCUCCCGAGGCCCUGCCCUGCCGGGACGGCGCGGACCCCAAUCAGCCCGCCGAGCUCCUUGGGGAGGUGGACCGCACGGAAUUUGAACAGUAUCUACACUUCGUGUGCAAGCCCGAGAUGGGUCUCCCUUACCAGGGACAUGACUCUAGUGUGAAUCUCCCAGACAGCCACGGGGCCAUUUCCUCGGUGGUGUCCGAUGCCAGCUCUGCGGUAUAUUACUGCAACUACCCUGACGUUUGACAGGUCCCCGAUCCGAUCCAGCCUGCAGGCCAGAAGCACAGUGUUACACACUUCCUGGAGGGGCUAAGGAAAUCCUCAGCCUCAUGUUGUUUUGUUUUGUUUUUAAGUUGCCUAGGCAUAUAAUUUAUGGUAAUUUAUUUUGUCUGCCACUUGAACAGUUGGAGGGAGAAAAAUGUGAGGUCGUGUUUUAAGAUUUGUUCAGAUACUUGUUUCCCACAGUUGCGUUGUGAAAACUCUGUUUCCCAGUUCAAGAUUACCAGUUUUGAAUGUGUCCCAGAAUAACUUGAUCUAUUUUCUGAGAAUUUAUUGAUCAAAAAAACAUUUUGUCCUGGGUGUGUUUUCUCGAUCUUUAAAAAAAAAUAAAAUCUGGAAUCCUA
Molecule: messenger RNA, 1813 nt
Organism: Mustela lutreola (European mink)
Lineage: Eukaryota; Metazoa; Chordata; Mammalia; Carnivora; Mustelidae
Gene: SOX17
Product: SRY-box transcription factor 17
Exons: 2
Coding region: 216-1436 (406 amino acids)
Biological process (GO): angiogenesis; heart development; anatomical structure morphogenesis
Molecular function (GO): DNA-binding transcription activator activity, RNA polymerase II-specific; RNA polymerase II cis-regulatory region sequence-specific DNA binding
Source: RefSeq, a predicted model, not a curated record